AUGUAUGCCGAUGGCGUCGGCGACGCCUACAGGAUUACCCCUAUCUCCUUUUGCAAUGAAGCCACUGUCCAUAUCUUCUUCUUCUUCUUCUUCUUCUUCUUCUUCUUCUUCUUCUUUUUCUUCUUCUUCUUCUUCUUCUUCAUCAUCUUCUUCUUCCCCUCCUACUCCCCAGAACAUACUGACUGCUGUAACUUCUAUUGGGCUUUCGAGUUGAUACACCGUUCAGCCACCCCAACCGUUUGGGCCUACCACUGCGCCCAGUCCGAUGCGGCUGUGACUCACAGGUCGAUUUCUUUUAUAGUUCAGCGGACUUUCGAUGUAUCUACCUCCCUCCCACUUCUCAUGCGAAUCACGAUCCAGUGGCAUGGAAAAAUUUAAAAAAGGUCUACAGGGAGUUCGGGGCUACCGUAAGCUUAGUGGUUAAAAAGUUAAACAAUCCGUCUACGCACGCCGGAUUACCAGGCCGCAGUGAGGUCUCGGAUCUCACAUAAGUGAGAUUGCCACGAAGGCCACAGCAGGAAGAAAUAAUCGCAGGCUGGUCCUCGUUCUUAGGGGCAAACCGAUUUGUCCCGUCAGGUGGUUAAUCUAGCAAGUCACGCAAUUUGCCUGUGGUGAUAGUUUUAAAACACCUUAUAUCCAUUCUGGCGGAAGGAGACAGACCAGAUCUCUUCUCUCUGGCCAAGUUUACGACGUCCUGCCCUAGCUUGGCUUCUCGGAAAGGAUUUGGUUAGCAGCGUCCGGCAUGACAUAAAUUUGGCGUUUACAGCCAGCCACACACGAGCUCGGAUGUUACGGAUGUGGCAGAUCUCCUAGAGACCAUAUCAAGAGGUAAUCAAUGCAAUGUGAGCCGUGUCCGAAAGGACACGUCUUGGUAAUCCUAGGGCGCAUUUGGUUGUUUAGAACGAGCAAAAUAUGCGCUGCAUCUGGAUUGUACAGACUUAACGCUCCCUCCUUCCUAACCCAUGGUCCAAUCGACUGCCCACAUCAGUUUGACGGGAAGGGGUAGGGGGCUGAGAGUGAGCACAUUGGCUGAUACGGUGAGGGCUUCCGCUGAAAGUGUAUCACACGCACGCACUUCAGUAGUUAAGACCUCAUGGAGACCCAGCACAACUCGGGUGCCGCAUGUCGUGAGCAAACACAACCUGUUUUAGUAUGGCAAAAUAGCAGUACGGUCCGGUAUGUGGAUGAAUAUACACGCUCAUCGUGCGAACCCAUCCCAGGAAGCGUUUCUCUACUAAUCUGACGUUUUAAAUAUACAGCGGGGUCGCCCCUUUUCUCCAUGCAUGCUGCGUAACAGUAACAAAAUACAAUCAUGGGGACAAAUUACUUCCAUUCGCACUGUAUAUGUGUAAUUUCUGCCAAGUAAGACGUCCUUGAAAUUUACUGAACCAUAAUUUGUUGAAUCAGAACUGCAUAAAGAUCAAGCGCGUCAGAAGAGGAACGAUUGACUGGACGCGGUAAUUCAUGGAAUCAACGGAAUCUUUCCCCCGAUUCCAAAACUUGUUUGUUUUUGCCCUUCACUCUGAGCUAUCCCAAAAUCGACAGUGCAAUGUUGCAACCGAUGCUGCGCAUCAAACUGAUCUCUUCUGCUUGGAUGAGGGGAAUGACCAUUGUUACUGUUUCUUCGGGAUUCAAAGCUAGCCUCUAAGACUAAAUAAUUCUAAUGUCAGUCAAGAGGACGCGGACCGGCAGCAGAAGGUGGAGGGUAUUCGGCUUUGAAAUGUUGGACAACAAAUGGACUCGGGUCAAAAUCUUGGGCUUUCUGAGUUACCCAGUUGGGAAAUUGGGCAAAAUGUUCAUCCCUGUCACCAAUGCUCUGCCGGUUUAACUUCUGGAUAAUUGGUUUCCAGUUUCUAUGUUACCUUCUGAUACUUCCCUAGAGCAGGUGCCCGACGCAAGGCGGACGGCCCCAGUUGGGUUCGAAAAUCAAAUUAAAUCGAUAACAGCAUUCCCAUAUGGUUCCUCGGCUUCAUUGGAUGCGAUCUGAGUAGGAAAAAAGAUGUGAGGAAGACUUUGCUACUCAUAGAUAGUUGGCAACUUCCCGAGAACGGUUCAUAUCUUUUGGUGAUGUCUCUAGUUUAUAGGCUCUUAUAGUCAUUAUAAACAAAAAGUGAGGUAACCUUCCAGUGCUAACAGUACGUAUUCUAACGACAAGGGGGUAUAUAUGGUUUUUAAAAAAUGAAAAGGGUCCCUAUAGGAGCAUUAUGCCUGGUGUCAAUGAACUCCUAACAUAUUGUGGAUUUUGAGUAGUAUGACAUGUGCCCACGCAGUCUUUUUGCCAGCGGUUGUGCGGCAAACAGUAGACCAUGGUCUCGUUAUUCUCCCUCCAACACUAUAAUCCUUGCAUUUCUGAAGACACCGUUGAGUGUUUAAUAUAGCAUCCAGACCAAUACGCCUACCGCACCACUUUUCACCAUAAUGGGGGUUCGGGUGUUGAACCAUCCGAACUACGACAGCGCCUACCUCUAAAGGUGCGCCAACAAGACGUUCUUAUCCGGUUGCCGUCAGUUAUGGGAGCCACCUCAGUACACAAGGAAAGGGGACGGGGGCUUGGCCCAAUUUAUGCGAGGAUUGCGUUUCUGUGUGCUCUCGCCUACGUCUGCCGUUGUCCACGCGACGGCAGCCCUUUCGCUAGUCGUGCCGUGCCCUCUGUGGCCUGCCCCAUGUUCAAGCCGGAGCUCACGCCACCAAUCGAUGCCAUGGCUUUCCGCGUGCGGGGACGCUCGAGCCUGCGCACACAGCAUGACAGGCGCGCUCGUGGUGGCGGCGCAUUGUGCGUGUUUGGUCAUGCUCCACUAGUCUUCAGCCUGACUCGCUGCCGCCACCUUCCCGUCCAGGCCACCUGCCACACUGCAACCUGACCCAUGGACAGCCGCGCAAAGUAAGCGUCUUCUGUUUGAAGUCCGCAGAGAGACGUUUUCAGAUACUUUGUGAAGGAACGCUGGAUAAACCAACGCCUCUCCUUUAGUUCUCCUUGGAGAUGAGCAAAUUGAGAGGAGUUGAGUUGAGUUUGGAGCAACGGUAAGACGUGGUUAUGUAACCUCACCUGAUGGACACAAUGCUGUUGGGGUGGGGGUAGGGGUUAGAGGUUAGGGCAACUACUACUCAAAGUACAACCGCGCAUACUCAAUGGCCUUUCUUUUGCAUACAACUACUUGACCUCAUCGCCCGUGCGUUUCCCGGUCCCUAUUACCACCGAUCCUGUAUUACAGGUGGCUGGAUUUUGUUUACUUCAGGUGGGGCUGCACAGCCACAUCUGACCGAAGCAACUGUCCGUCCUCGCAUUAGCAAACUGAUUAAUAAUUUUGGCAGGGCACAAGAAUAGGUAUCCACCGCACUACAGGCGGUCUUACGCUUAAUUCCAAGGGAGCUAGGGUUGCAGGUAGGGUCAGGACACGAGGAUAAAUAGCCCCUGGAAUCUAACCCAAGGCCACCUCUAAUAGGAUGGGGUAUCUAUUCCCGUACUCAACCAUAAUUUUGAGACUAUAGUAGCUGCUUCGAGGUCAGUUAGCUGUCCUGUACCUCCUACGAAGUUUCGGCAGCAAACAUGAUAUUCACUUUGGAUAAGCCAUUAAUCCAGUUAUCCGCGCGCGGUUUAAAUUUUGAGGUGCAAGAAGGCAGUUUAUCAGUCGAGUCUCUUCGCUAAAAACGACUGUCCUUCAUCGAAAAGUGGAUUAUAAAACGCAUUUCUGACUACAAUCCUCCAGCUAACUCCAUCGAUACUCUUAUCGAUGUCUCCAACCCAUCGCCUACGCUUACUGGCAUGCACCUAUGCAAAUUUUGUCACUGGGGAUACUAUUUAUUUCCCUGCACUCUAAAAGACCACUGUACUACUCGUACCGCUAACACUCGAGACAGUCCGUCUAUCUAUAUCGAGUUUUCGAUUGUUACCCUUAUGAUACCUUUUCCAUUUUUUGAGAUUUUGCAGUUGCUUGCAAACAAAUAGGGAAUUCAAAGGUGAAGACCUAAAUUUCCCUCAAUAAAACUGAACUGAACUGAAGUGUCCGAACACAUACUGCUAUUCAACAUUAUGAUAGGAAAGUCUGCCCUAACCGGGGAUUCUAGAGACACUUACAUUAUAUGCCCAAAAUCGUUGUUGAUCAGAAGACUAUGCUAAAUCGGACCGACACUUUACCGAUGCGAGUGCAAAAGGAAGAUCAUAAUUCCGUCUUUGUCUCGGAAAUCCGCUCUAAAGUCCCCGACAGGUGAUCACCUAACGAGAAACAAUCAGUAGCGUUCGAUUGUCGUGACGAACGAGGUCCACCAUAUAUUUCAUAGCAGAGUGAGAGCAGGGACGGUGACCUGCACGUGAGUUAGUCUAAGGUUGUAGUAGAGCUGUGCAACAUCUACUGCACUCUCGCCUCCUCCACCUGAAUCCGGUGUCAAGCCAGAGAAAAGAAGACUGGGGCACGUGACUGGCACAGCGAAAACCCGCACCUAGGCGUACCGCCAGACCCCUGGUUCACAGAACACACUGAUUAGUAUUUUAUGCACCAAGAAAGUGGGGGGCACAGACCCCAAUCUGCGCGACAUUAGCCUGCAAUCAAGUCUGUCGCCACACCUCAAUGCUGGCAUUUUCUGUGGGUGCGCAUUCCCAAUAACGACUGCCGCAGUUGGUCCAGCGUAUCUACCGCGUGGGACGUUUUGGGGGGCACAUCAGUAGUGACUAAUCAUACUGACAGUAAAGGUACUAGCUAAAAGCCCAGGCAUGUGCAUCGUCAAUUUUUUGCCGCCGCAUGACGCAUCUGUGAGGACUGAGCCUAAAAAUAUUUAUUCCGAAGGGUUUAUUCAAAGUUCGCGCAUGCAUUUCUGAGGAACAAGUAGUAUGGAAGGAAUACCGACAGAGACCUAGGUGUCUGGAGUGGUCAUUUCUGACAUAAUCACCGUCAUCAGCCAUUCAUGCCUCGAGUUCUGGCCGGAGAGACUCGACAUUUGAAAAACAUGAUUAGGGUGUGGCCUUUAAAAAGAACGCUACAGUGAACAACGACAAAGAAACCCAGGCGCUUAUGUUUCUACAAAGUAAAGCUUUCUCAACCCAUCGAAACAAAUAAUAAUACAUUCUGUCUCCUGUCACCAUACCAGACGAAACCGGAGAUGCCCGCCUAACAUAGCGUAAUAACUGUCUCUGCCAACAGAAUCUCGCUUUCUUUUACCCUAGAAUGGGUUUUUGGUUCUUCGCAUCCGGUGGAUGUUCUAACCUGAAGGGAAAUGUCGAUAUACACAAGAAGGCGAACUCGUGGAUAACUUUAGAGGAGGGAGGAUAGAGUGGUGAAACGAGAAUAAGGAAGUUGUUUCAAUGUUCAAAGGGGACUUUUGUCCAAAGUUCAGGGGCUUUUUGGUUUGGGCUUGACUUUUCGUAGUUUGAUGAAAUCUGACGUACGUUUUUUGAGAGUUGAAAAAAAUUUAAAAUAGUAAAAAAAUUUAAUAACUCAUAUUUUGAAAAAAAGUAGACAGGAUACACUUUUGGCUGUUUUUAUGCCAAAGAAUGUCUUCAAGGUUAGGCGCAUUUUUUAAAAGGACAUUUUUGCAUUGACGAUUCAAACAGAAGAGGUACGAUCAGCCAGCUCGAUUUUCAGUCUUUUAUGUAGAAAGAUAGUCGUUCUGAAGCCCCUAAGAUACACCGUGCUGACAGUUGAGCUACCACGGUCUCGAUCGGGACUUUACGAGGACAGGUUUUAAGGGUCGUACGUGGAGCCUCCCACCGUGAUAGCUGCAAUCGCCAUUGUGAGCUUGAACGCAAAAUUGCACUCUUUCUUGAUCCUAUUCUUUAACUCCGAGCCAUGUUUUGUUUGAUUUUUUCUCUAUCUUUCAGUUAGGCCUCGUCCAGAAGUUAGCGUGACAGUAUGCUAUGAGAAUACUGCAUCAGAUCUUUGACUAAAUAAAGCUGAAAAGAGGUUUUCAGAUAGCGGUAUCAAAAGACUACAACAUAACAAUUCUUGAACCACAAAUAUAUGCGAAAUAAGUCGCAGCCAGAAUAAGCCCAACCCUAGAGAGAGGUCAAAGUUCCGCAUAUAUGUGAUAAUAAGCAUUUUAUUUUCCGCCUCUUUUUAGACACUUUGACGGACAGUGGGCUAACAGAACCAGUCCUUGGAGGACGGAAAAACGGUCACGCCUCGCCCAACGCUGGCUGGCCCUCGUCACUUGAUAUUGACGAUGCCCAGUUGGCCCGUGUUCUUGUGGAAACCCUACUUCCAUCAAUGGCCACUAAGAUCAAUCUUCAAGCACUUCUGGUUUACCAGGCGGACAAUAGUUGCAAUCGCAGCUUCAUAGUGAACCGGUGUUUCCAACGGCAUGAAGAAAGCGGCGAAAUCUCUCCCUUUAAUUCCUUCGCAGCUGACGCUGGUAGCGAGUCUGAGUUAGAAGUGAAAAAACAGCGUGUCUGUAAUGGAAGAACAGGUAGCCCCUCUACCGCUACAUCGGACCCACAAACACCCACGCAGCAGCUGGACACAUCCUGUGACUCUGCCACGCAGUCUUUGAUCAAACCCGAGGACGACGUCCCAUCCUGCUCUCCUUUUCCUUCUGUCCCUACCCCUUCAAUAACCCCAUCUUCAUCCCGUAGAAAACGGAAGUUUUGUCGGCCCUGUAAGAUCCCACAGGUCGAAGAGACUUUGACCACACACGAACCCACUAUAGGGCCAGAGCCUGAAGAGGGGAAGAGGGAGGAAGGGGUUGUGCCGAAAGGAUCAACCCCGCUGCAACCCCAACCGCCACAAGAACAGCAACAGAAACCGGUGUUACUACCGCAAAGGCCGCAACCGCCAGUCCAGCAUCCGCUCACAGUGACCGCCAUCGAUUGCUUGAAUUCCACUAUUUUGACAGCCCUUUCGAGGAGCCUUUUUUCAAAGCCCGAGCCAAAGACAACCCUGUUUCCUCAGGUCUCCCUGAAGCCAAUUACAACCACAGUUGGAUUAUCAAACACGACUACAGCCCCAACGAUGCCUAGGCCCAUUCGUCCACGAAUCCUACCAGCAAACAGCCUCUCCACCACCACGCCACAAACUUCUAUCACCUUCACUGCUGCUCCUACCACCACCUCCACCAGUAAUAGCACCGUUUUAUCCACGGCCGUUGUAGCACCGGAGAGCAAUGCAACAGCAGCCGCAGCAGCCGAGGCUACGGAAACUGAUGAAGCUUGGGCGGCCUCGCGUCGUUACGCCAAAUCUUUCGUCUGUAACCAGUGCCGAUUCGUGUUUGGUUCUCUGAAUGCCCUCUGUGAACACACCUAUUCUCUACAUAAGGCCUUUCGCUGCAACUACUGUCAAGCUCAGUUCACACAACGCUCCAAUCUUCAACGGCACUCUCUGCGCCACGUGGGAUUCAAGCCCUUCGUUUGUGCUGUCUGUUCAAAAGAGUACUACCGUAAGGACCAUCUAGUGCGGCACAUUGAAAUCACACAUCCCGGCUCAGACCCCAAAACCAGCAUCAUUGUGAAGUUGAGUUCGGCCGAGUGUCUGGACUACCUGGAAUCGCUUGCCGAACAGAGUCAACAUCCUCAUGAACCGGGAACAACUACUGGACCGGAACUACAGCUGCCUGAAGCAAGCAGUGCCGUCACGACCGUGGAGCAGACAUAG
Messenger RNA from Spirometra erinaceieuropaei, 7577 nucleotides. The record is from the annotation of a GenBank genome assembly. Lineage: Eukaryota; Metazoa; Platyhelminthes; Cestoda; Diphyllobothriidea; Diphyllobothriidae.